Molecule: messenger RNA, 5359 nt
Organism: Clunio marinus
Lineage: Eukaryota; Metazoa; Arthropoda; Insecta; Diptera; Chironomidae
Source: the annotation of a GenBank genome assembly
AGGCAGAGAACUGAAAGUGACAAAAUUCAAUGAUUUUCUUAUUAUGAUUUCUCUUUGGUUCAGUAAUUAAGUUUCAAAUUUUAAAACAACUUUUGUUUUAAUUUUAAGUUACAUUUUUUCUCUGUUGUUUGUGCUUAUUACAUUGCACAUUUCGAUUUACAUUUUUGAAAAACUAUUGAAGAAGACACAAAGAAGAAAAGGCGUGAAAAGUUAUUAAGACUUGAGGUCCUUGGUGGUCCCCAAAGUCAUGGCUGAUAUGCCUGAUUUAUCACAUCUAACACCUGAAGAACGUGCGAUCAUUGAAAAUGUUAUGCUUAGACAGAAACAAGAAGAAGAGUCUGAGAAAGAAUUAAUGAAACGUAAACAAGUCGAAGUAGAAACUUUAGAACAGACCAUAAGACAACGCUCCGAACAACAGAAAAAGGCUGGUGCGGAAUUAGAUGCAACCUGUCAUAUAUGUUUAAAGACACGUUUUGCUGAUGGCAUUGGGCAUCUCUGUCAUUAUUGUAGUAUUAGAUGUUGUGCUAAAUGCGGUGGAAAAGUAACAUUACGUAGUAAUAAGGUCAUUUGGGUUUGCAUUUUAUGUCGAAAAAAGCAGGAACUAUUAUCGAAGACCGGACAAUGGAUCAACAAAGCUUCGAGCCCGGAGGGUCUCAUUAGGCAUGUUGGCAGUGAUACAAGGACAACAUUACUAAAUCCACACGACACGACUGACAAACGACCAAAAUUAGAACGGGCUCGUAGUGCAGCUGAGAAAGAAAAUCUGCCAUUGCAGCGAACGGGCAGUCAACUUAGACGUCAAUAUUCACAACAAGAGACUUCAACGCAACGUCGUGCGUCAGCAUCGGCAUCAGAUAGUGGCGUCGACGACAGUUAUUUACAACGAAGCCAUUUGCAUUCGCAACAUCCAACGGGUAUUGGUAGUGGCUCGAAUGCUGAUGGUCAGUAUAUGAACCAAUCGCCUCAAUAUCGUAAUACGAGUAGUUAUUAUCAAAGCAGCGGUGGUUAUCCGCAAGAUUCUGAUCCACGUUAUUACCAGGGUGAGAUUGAAGAUUUGAUGCGAACACAUCCUCAUCUUGUUCAUCCGCGACAACAAAGUUAUAUUAGUCAACAACAACAGCAGCAGCAGUCAAGUUACAUGAAACAACAAAAGCCUGCACAAGACUUACAACAGCAUUACGGAAUGCAGGAUCCAUACUCGAAAACACAUAAGCGACCACUCGGCGGUGCUCCUUAUCUUCCUCAACAGCGAUCGUUCAGCAGCUCGGAAGAGGAACUCCGAUCGACACCAGAAUUCGAAGGUAGUAAUAGUUACCACAAUCCUCUUCCUUCAACGCACAUAGACCACAAUGUUGAUGACUUAGCGCAUCAUCAACACAAUCAAACGAAAACCACAAAUUCUCUCUCUCCAACGAAAUCAUACAACUAUUACAAUAGAACUAGUGCCACUCAACCCAAUCCGACGAAUAGCGGUAGUUACAAUUAUUAUUCGAAUAGUCGUUAUUUAAGUGAUAGCAUCGAUCCAUAUGUCGAUGAACAAGCAUCUGGUGAUAAUCGAAGAUUCACCGAGCGAAGAAAGAAAACUGUUCGAUUUGAUGGUCAAGAUUCAGAUGAAUUCUCGCGAUGGGAGAAUGAACGACAGGGAAGUCAAGAUUCAACAACUAAAGAUUCGGGAAUUGACACGAGUAGCACGUUUACCAGUAGUGAAGAUUCGAAUCGAGGCGAUGGACCAAAGAAUCCAGUAAGUUGGCAAGUAUCAGCAGAUGGUCAACGUAUGAUUGGUCAUAUGAUAUUGAGGAAGAAUAUCGAUGGCGAAGAUAUAUUAGGUUUAAAAAUUGUUGGUGGCAAAGCUUUGUCGACAGGAAAAGGUGCUGUCAUAGAGAAAGUUAAGCGUGGAUCCAUCGCCGAUCAAGAGGGUCACUUGAAGCCGGGCGAUGAAGUGAUUGAGUGGAAUGGUCGGUCAUUACAAGGUAAAAGCACACAGGAAGUGUGCGAUGUGAUUGAAGAGAGUCGACAUGAGUCUCAAAUUGAAUUAAUUGUGUCGCGACCGUUGAGCGUGAAUCGAAAAGCUGCUCAAACUUCCUGGCGUCAGUCACAUUCACCUAUUCGAGCACAAACUCGACAAUAUCUUCAUAAAGAAUCGUUUGAUGGCCGUGAUAAGCCAAGUGUUUUAGUGACAUCGCCGGGUUCGCCGGACUUUAAUUUUCAACAGAAACUUCAAGCGUCAGCUCAUUCGAAACGACCAUUAGGACGAUAUCAAGGUCGAUUCUCACAAUCAAGUUCCAUCGAUCCGAACAUCGGUGGACGUAUGCAAAUAAAGUUAGGUUUUGAAUCGAGUGCACUUCAACUUAUUGUUACGAUAGUUUGUGCCGCAGACUUAACUUAUCGACCUAACGGAGCUGCACGCAAUCCAUACGCCAAAAUAUUUUUGCUUCCUUGUCAUUCUGACAAAUCCAAACGUCGAACGAAAACAUUAGCUAGUACAAAUGAGCCGCGAUGGGGGCAAACGUUUCUUUUUUCGGGCUUAAGGCGAGCGGAUAUCACAAAUCGAUUGCUUGAAAUUACACUUUGGGAUUAUGUUCGUUAUGGUGUGAAUGAUUUUUUAGGCGAAAUCGUUGUCGACUUACACAAUCAUCCUCUCGACGACGAACCUGAAUGGUAUAUGCUUCAAGCCCAUCAGGAUUCCAACUAUCCCGGAGGGUAUCAUAAACACGACGAUCAUGUUCAUCAUUCGCUACAUCACAGCGGUCAUGAGAUUGAUAUUAUUACACCAACGGAUCAUCUAUCACCACCAAGCACAACUUCACGUCUUAGUGACUCUGAUACAUCAGAAUGUGAUAUUGAUGGAUUAACUACGGGACGUGAUGGAGCGAGCAUAUCAUCACUGGGUAGUUCAUCGAGUCCACCCCCAGAGAUUGAUUUGAUUGAACGUCGUUCGCGACGUGAUAUGUCACCACAAGGUCGUAAAAGAGUUGCUGGUAUGGUGUCACGUGAUUAUCAAACAGUAUCAGGAGUUGGUGGAACACAAACAUACCCUCAUCAAUCUCAAAUACAACGAAGAGGCGAACCUAUGUCGAUGAGUCAUCGUAGUCAAUCAGCAGCGCCAAGUGAUAGUUACCGGGGUGAUCGGCGCGGUUCUUUGUCACCACCAGAUAACCGUUAUAUGUCGACAGUUAAAGAUUACCCCGUUCUUCCACUCCAGCAACAACAAUCAUUCACUCCAAAAUUUCAAUCUCGUUCAGCAACGGCAACGCCGACUGGUUCACCAAAAAAGCGCCAAUUGCCAAAAGUACCUCAAAUAUCACGCAACUCCGCAAUUCGAGAUCGACUGAUGCAAGACUUUGAGGAUCGUUCAACUGUCGGUGGACGGAGACAUCGCGGUGCACGUCAACAUCACAUGCCACAAUACCGAAGUACCGGUCAAGGUGGUUGGGAAAGACAUUAUUCCGGACUGUCUGAUAGUGAUUUAACGAACGCUGAAACUCGUCUGAGACCAAGAAAUUCUCUUUCACCCGAUAAAGAUUAUAUAGGAGACUUUGGAGACUCAGAUAUGGAAUCUGUUGUAAGUGUAACAUCGAGUGCCUUCUCUACGCAAUCUGAAAGGCCGCGGGGUUCAAAAGGAUUAAGUUCAUCUAAAAGUUCUUUAAUUCUUGAUGAACCUUCCAAUAUUAUUUAUGACUCUUUGAAACAAAACAAUCCUAAUCCUAAUCCUGAUAUUUGUAAUAACUUAAAUAAACCUGCUUCUUCCAAUGCUAUCGCUAAAUCCUCUCGUGAUUCCUUGGAAAAUACAUCAAACAAAACAUACAGCGAUUAUGACAGAGAUCGUGGAAGGUCAAGACAUUUGGAAAGUGGACAUCGUGAAUCAUUUAAGAAGAAUGAACGGACCAAUGAGCGAACUGACCAAGAUCGAGAUGCUUUAGACCGUGAUCAGAAGGAUGGAACCCUCAAUCGUAGCUUAUCAAAUACUGAUACCAAUCUAGAAGAUAGAAUAGAUGGUAGCUUAAGUGAUACAGCUGUAGGACUAACAGGCCUUGACAGUAGACGAGGGAAACAAAUGGACCAAAGAUCUCCAAAAAGUGAAACUCCUACAAGAGAUCGCGAUCGUUUUGGUGCAAACAGCGGCAUGGGCAAGAAAAGCAACUCAACGUCACAGUUGUCAGCAACAGAUCAAGGCGCUGCUUCACAACGAAAGCGUUCAUCUGCUGGUUCCAUUCAACGCUCUAUUGAAGUCGUUCCGACUUAUCGAGCUGGUAGUCUGCAUUCAAUCUCUAGUUCAGAAGGCUCAUCAUGGUCACCAUCGUUAAGGAUGGUUGGUGACGGCGGUCAACUUUCUGAAUUUAUUGAUGGCUUGGGUCCCGGUCAACUGGUUGGUCGGCAAGUCUUAGGUGCUCCAGCAUUAGGCGAUAUUCAAUUAUCGCUGUGCUAUCAGAAAGGCUUCCUUGAAGUUGAGGUGAUACGAGCGAGAGGAUUACAGGCACGUCCCGGUUCUAAAGUUUUGCCAGCACCAUACGUUAAAGUAUAUCUAGUAUCAGGAAAGAAAUGCAUUGCCAAAGCUAAAACAACAGCGGCGAGAAAAACGCUCGAUCCACUUUAUCAACAAAUGUUAGCGUUUCGAGAACCGUUCCAAGGAUGUAUUUUACAAGUGACAGUUUGGGGUGAUUAUGGAAGAAUCGAGGGCAAAAAAGUAUUUAUGGGUGUAGCUCAAAUAAUGUUAGAUAAUCUUAAUCUCUCACACAUCGUCAUCGGAUGGUACAAACUCUUCGGAACGACCAGUCUGAAAAAUCAUCAAUGCUUCUCAAUGAGUGAUUUGUCCAUGCAUCAAACAAGAAAUAUCUUGAUCUUCCCUGCUAAUUGCUUAUUUUUUUAUACUCAGCUCUUAACAAGAGUUAUCACCAAAUGCUUAUUAUAUUUAUUUAAAACAUUCUUUGCAUUUGUUAGCAACCCAAGAACGAAACUUUAUUGUCAUGUUCACAAAAACUUUUCUGUUUUCCUUUUAGACAAUUUUAAGAUAUAUAAAAAAUUAUCCGUCUUCGUGAACAUGGCUUAUUUUAUUUAUAAAGUUCAUCAAUUGCUUUCAUUUAGUACUCAUAAUAAAGUUAUAGAUAGUCAUAAAGCACAUGUUUUUGCAGACAUUGAAGACGUAAACAAGAAGAAAACAAAUUGUUUAAUUUUAUCAACACAUCAAACAGAACUCAAAGUAUUAGCCUUUAACAUACUUAUUGAAAGAAGUUCAAUCAGUCAAGAAAAGAAAGCUUUUUUUAUAAGUGAUUUUAAUCCUUCGAAAAUACUUUUCUUAUACUUUUUUUCUCGAAUCAAUCAUUGGUAUUUUGAAACUUCUUCAAUACAAAAAAAAAGAUAG